UCUCAAACGCCCACGUUAUACGGUUGAUGUACACACCCAUGAGAGAGGUCCCCUUCUCGUAUAACUAUCACUCGGCACUCCCCCUCUCUCCCUCCCUUUCAAUCAUCAGGUGUAUAGAGAGAGACAGAAUUUUCUCUUCUCGACCAGAUAAAAAAUAGCACAACCAGCGGACAUUGCAGAAUCUGAAAUCAAUCUAAGCUCUUUGGUUUCUUCUAAAGAUAUAGGAAAGUGCAUCAGUCUCACAAUCCUUUGCAUUUGGGUACCAGUGUCAGUAACAGGAAAUGGUCAAAAGGUAUGGAGUGUUUUGACGUGCAAGAUUUACCAUGUUGCAGUGCUUAGAAGGGGUUAAGCAUUUGUGUGCUUCCCUACUUCGCUGCUGUGAUCUUGAUUUGUAUAGACAAUCCAGAGACCUUGAAGAUCCUGAAGUUCUUGCAAGGGAGACAGUGUUUAGUGUAAGUGAAAUAGAGGCACUUUAUGAGCUAUUUAAAAAGAUUAGCAGCGCAGUAAUCGAUGACGGGCUGAUCAACAAGGAAGAGUUUCAACUGGCAUUAUUUAAGACAAACAAAAAGGAGAGCUUAUUUGCUGAUCGGGUAUUUGACUUGUUUGACACAAAACAUAAUGGCAUCCUAGGCUUUGAAGAGUUUGCUCGUGCACUCUCUGUAUUUCAUCCAAAUGCCCCUAUUGAUGAUAAGAUUGAGUUUUCGUUCCAACUGUACGAUCUCAAGCAGCAAGGUUUCAUUGAAAGGCAAGAGGUGAAGCAAAUGGUAGUGGCGACUCUUGCUGAAUCUGGUAUGAACCUUUCAGAUGAUGUUAUAGAGAGUAUCAUCGACAAGACCUUUGAGGAAGCUGAUACGAAACAUGAUGGGAAGAUUGACAAGGAAGAGUGGAGAAGUCUUGUACUGCGACAUCCAUCCCUUUUGAAGAAUAUGACCCUCCAGUACCUCAAGGACAUCACCACUACAUUCCCAAGCUUCGUAUUUCAUUCACGGGUCGAGGAUACCUGAUCCAGAUCUGCAUUUAGGUUGUGAGUUUGUUAUUGUUGGUUUUAAAAAAAUGCAGUCUUCCCACAUGUAAUAUAAGACCAGGACAAAAGCUUUGGCAUUUUAUUUGUUUAUUAUCUUCACAAAGAUUGCUGGUUGUGUGUGUGUAUUUAUUAUUGUAUUAUCAAUGGUGGCAUUCGUUUUUACCAAAA
This is a messenger RNA of Camellia sinensis, 1192 nucleotides long. RefSeq names its product calcineurin B-like protein 3. The record is from RefSeq and is a predicted model, not a curated record. Gene Ontology annotation, molecular function: calcium ion binding; kinase binding. Gene Ontology annotation, biological process: calcium-mediated signaling. Lineage: Eukaryota; Viridiplantae; Streptophyta; Magnoliopsida; Ericales; Theaceae.